Messenger RNA from Melanotaenia boesemani (Boeseman's rainbowfish), 1400 nucleotides. It is a transcript of the gene ndufs4, whose product is annotated as NADH:ubiquinone oxidoreductase subunit S4. Gene Ontology annotation, biological process: electron transport chain. The coding region runs from base 48 to 560 and encodes 170 amino acids. The record is from RefSeq and is a predicted model, not a curated record. The transcript is spliced from 5 exons. Lineage: Eukaryota; Metazoa; Chordata; Actinopteri; Atheriniformes; Melanotaeniidae.
CUGUUUGUUCUUUCGCGGAUGCCGUACCGUUAUUAUUGACAACAAUCAUGGCGUCCUCAAUGUCACUUCUCGGCUUGGGACGUUUAUCUGCGAUCAAUGUAGCUUCAAAAAUCUUCCUGAAUCCUGUCAGGUCUACAAGCACGUCUGUGGUAAGGUUGGCCGAUAAACCAGGACAAGACACGCAACUGAUUACAGUUGAUGAGAAAUUGGACAUCACCACUCUGACAGGGGUUCCAGAGGAGCACAUCAAAACCCGCAAGGUUCACAUCUUCGUGCCCACCAAAACAGCCAUGCAGUCUGGAAUCAACAGCACCAAAAAGUGGAAGAUGGAUUUUGACACCAGAGAGCGUUGGGAGAAUCCACUAAUGGGCUGGGCCUCAACGGGUGAUCCUUUAUCCAACAUGGUGCUGUCAUUUUCUUCAAAGGAAGAUGCUGUUGCUUUUGCUGAGAAAAAUGGUUGGAGCUAUGACAUCACAGAGAAGAGGUCCUCAAAGCCCCGGGUGAAAUCCUACGGAGCAAACUUCUCCUGGGAUAAGAGGUGUAGGAGGACCGCCAAGUAAAUUGAAGACACCCAUCUGUUAGCUUGGUCGAUCCAUGUGUGUCCCACAGCAGACCUGUAUCAUUCUUGUCAAUAAAUGCUAAUUAUAUAUAUAUAAACCAAACAUUUGGGUCAUUAUCGCUUUUUCUCUUCAAACUUUCACCUCAUUACUGACUACCUAAUGUAGUCUUGUCGAUUAAUGAAGUGUUUGUUCGAGUCAAGUUGUGCAACAGCAAAAACAAAGGAGAACGUGUUAUUACAAUUAGAACUUGUUUAAACACAGAGAUAAAUGUAUCUGCAGGCCAAAGUCUGUGAUAUUUUUCUGUGUUUUUAUCUUCUUGCCCAGAUUGUUUCCAUGUUUGGAGAACUGCAUGAGUGGAAUUUAAAUAGGAGCUACAAACAGUUAUUUUAACAACUUUAGAGAAGUUACCUCAUCUUGAAUGUGCAUGAUCCUAAACUGUGAGUCCCGCAUUAUUAAUUCUAUUUUUCUUUUUUUUUCUUUGAUGCCUUUUAUUGAGAAGAAUUGGAAGUUUUAAAGUGUCAGAACAAUAAGGCAAAUAUAACUAGGAUUACAACUCAUUACUCUCCAUAAUAUUUGAAUCAAUGUGACAUUUUCAACUGGGAUUAUCAACCCCAGAUAAUUCAGCUUAUAGCCACACACGACAAAGAAGUACAAUUGUAGAGUUUUAAAAUGUUAUCAGAUGUUUUGGGAAAGUUAUGUUUCUGCCACCUACCUACAUUAUACCAGUAUAAACACGGUUCCGGUUAUUUAACCCAGUUUGAAGUAUGCUAAGAAUCGUAAUUCAUCAGAAUCAAGGUUGGUAAGAUUUUAUUAUGUAAAUCACACAUGGUUUCCAUGCUU